AGUGAGAACCAGCAUGUUGUUUUUCAAGCUUUCCCUCUGCGAUUUUUGAAUUUUUGCUCACUGUAUGUUAUCCUCGACCCCUUCUCUGAUAUCACUAUGCACUACCUAGUUCCCUUUUUGAUAGUUCCCACUGGUACAUGUAUGUAACAGACGAAACCUGUGCUACAUUUUCAUGCUGAUCCUCAAUUUUUGUAGGUUUUGUGUAGCUAGUUUUUGUGUAGAUUUCACAUUCCUAAUCGGCAAUCAGUCCUUUACAACGCUGUCGUAAAAUACUGUACUUAAGUAAUUCAUUAUGUGUGUACAAAAACAACACUAUUGACUUGUUGUUCUCUCAUCGUCUGGGCAUACCAUGCUGACCCGGGAUGAAACCACUAGCCUUGGGCCAUUCUAUCGAGGUGUAUUUGCAUCAUUCGUGUUACGAUUGUGUUUGUGAUACAUACCAGAGUUUUCGUAUUUCCGUCAUCAUUUUGUAGCUCUCUAGUUUACGAAAUGUGAAGUUCAAAGGAUAAGACAGAUUUUGAUAGGCCUAGAGUCUCUCCCGCCAAGCAUGCGUUGACGUUUUCUGAUAUACAGCUGCUUGCUUCAACCCCUCCCAGUCGACGAUUACAACAAGGAACGUUAGCAGGAGCUCAUCGCCAAAAACUAAGCGUGCCGCACGAGCAGAAUAACAAAGUAAAAAAGACGAAAAUAGUUUCUCCUUGACGCGGGCUCAGGGAAAUCGAUCAGUGUAAGACGCAGAGGAAACUGGUUGAGUCGCAAAGACACGAUACGCAAGUGUAAGGUGAGAAAUCAUACAGAAGCUUUGAUCCGCAGCUACUCACUAAUAGGCUCCUACAAUGGAUUGGCAAUACGCGGUGCGGCGUGGGCAGCGAUGCACGGUGAUCCUGCAAGUGAACCAUACAAGGGCCUUCCAGGAUCGGUUGCCGGCUACCUCGCAAGCAAGUGGCUUCAUGAUCCAUCGGUUCGAGGAGGAAGGUCUUGGUUUGCUGCUCACCAACCGACACAGCGCCACGUUGGGUCCGGCAGCCGUAUUUGCCUCCUUUGAAAAGUCCGAAGUAGUGCGCUGUGAAGUCAUCUACUCAGAUCCGUUACAUGACUUCGCGCUCUAUUUCUUCCCCUUGGCAGCGUUACGGGUGACGCGAAUCCGGGAACCGCUAGUGCUGAAUGCAGCGGGGUUGAAGGUGGGAGUGGACGUAAAGAUCGUAGGAAAUGACGACGAAGAACGCAGCCAAAUUCUCAGCGGGACGGUGGCGAAGGUACUGCAUGUCAAUCGACUAGGUUUUAGCUAGGAUUCGUCGUGGCAUAUUGAAUUUGAAUUGUAAAUGCCAUACUAGCAGGCACUGUGUUAGACUUUCUGUUGGUUCUUUGUUUUGAGAACCGCAACGCUUCCUCGGGCUGAACAACUUACUUCUGCUCUGUGCUCGAAUCCACGAGGUAUCCACGAGUAUGCCAUGAUUACUGAGCAUCAUUUUUUUUUCAACUCAAAAAGCAAUAUCACCGGGGAAAGGAAACUACAUUCUGUCAUUAUUUACAUAUUCAGGUGAAUCGCAAUCCUCCUUGCUUGGGAGACUACGACCAGGAUGUGCAUACAUUUUACGCUCUCGCAGCGGCAAAUACUUCGUCCGGGAGCAGCGGAAGUCCGGUACUGAAUGUGGCGGGUGAAGUGAUUGCGCUCAACACUGCCGCUGCCAACAGUGGCGCAGGCAGCUACUACCUGCCGCUGACAAGGGUGGUUGAGGUCGUGGACCAUAUCAAAAGUUUGUAUGAUGCAGAGACAAAGCGUCUCCUCAGGAGUGGGUCAGCCAAUCCAGACGCGCGACCUCAUCUUGAGGAAAGACAGAGCGAAGGCAUACCUCAAUCCUUGGUAAUAUCGAGUGCGGAUGAGAGGAAAGAUGCUGCCGAAACCGUCAAUCAUGGUGUCGCGGAGGACGAGGCACACGAUGACCAUGCAACAUGGCCGUUUAACAAGCGCAGGCGAUUAAACGACAAAAUAGAAUCGCAACAAGGGCCAGAACUUUUGCUGCAACAUGCUGAGCGCCAAAACUCUUCCGGUCGUUUGGGUAACGCAGUAGCUUCAAGUAGUUCGCCACUGUCAAGGCACAAUUAUUGCGGGAAAAGUCUGACUCACAUCGAUGUUCGACGAACGCCUUUAAAGACGCUUCUCCAAGAAAAUCCGCCACAAAGGGGCACUUUGAACUGCAUUUUCAAUUGGGAAGCACUGGAAGAAGCGGCCGUGAACAGUGGGCUGGAUCAGAUCUUGGACGUGGAAUAUCUUAUCAGUGGCAACUCUUGUGCUUCUCCGAGUGAUGAUGUGGGGGAACUCGUGAAUGCGACUAUGUCAUCUAAAAACGCAGCAGCUAGUGGCGGCAGGGCUGCUGGGAAUGUCCCGGAUGUGCUUGCCAGUGGCUCCAUAGCGCGCCAAGUUACAAGCGAAGUAGAUGCUACGGCUGGAGCGCUGAUUGUGGACGAGAUUGUGCCGGAUUCCGUCGCGCAAAGCGUGCUGCAGGCUGGCGACGCGCUUGUACGCCUGAACGGCCAGAAUAUGCUAGAGUUGGGUCAGACCGCCUUCGUGAAGCUGGAGCAAAUGCUGGACGCGCACGUGGGCCAGAGCGUGCGCCUAGACGUGUGUCGAAGCGGGCUGCUCUUGCAGAAUCUGGAAUUACCAGUUGAAGACCUCUUCGCAAUCUGCAUUCCCUUAGCGGUCCUCGAGCUUAGCUUCGGCUGCUUUCACGACGUUUCGCAAGCGGUCGCAAUUCGGCACCACAUUCCAAGGCGCGGCGUCAUGGUCGCGAAGCCGGGACACAUUUUCGAAGCGUUUCUGCCAGCCGGCGUGGUCAUUUACGAGGUAGACGGUGUGCGCUGCGACACGCUGCGAGAGUUCGAGGCGGCGAUGGCGAGAGUGCGCGACGGCGACCGCUUUUUGGUGUCGUUCACGAGUCUAGUAUCCGGUAGCGCCCGGGUCGUCCGGGAAGCGAUGUGCGGUCCAAUGACCCGUGUGUGGCAGGUACCGGUCGUUUGGGAACGACAGGGCCGUUUAGGUGGGAGCGACUGGGCUUGUCGCCGAGCAAGGCUGGACCACAUCGCGGCUGGAGAUGGUGGCAAAGGCGGCAGCUCAUCUCCUGGGGUCGCUGCAAUAGGCGGCUUGAGCAACAAGCAAGGUGCGUCAGUUAUCGGCAGGACAGCGGGAGGAAAAGGAGGUCGUACUGCGGUGGUCGCAUCGCGGAUGAAGAACAAGAGAGGAAAUAGUAGAUUAGAAGCGUUUAUCGAGCAACACGGAUUCGUGUCUGACGAAGAGGGGGAAGACAUCGUUCUGAAGUACUGUGUGCCCCUUCAAGACGGCGCAUUGCUGCCUCCAAGCUCGAAGCACAGCUCUUCAAGAAAGAAAGACAGAAGGCACCCUAGUGGCAGUUCUGAGGACGCAGAAAGUAGCAGUGAUGACGCUAGUAGCGAAGUAUCCGAAUCAGUAUCAGAGAGUGCCGACGACAAUAGUGAUGAGCGAGACGGUAGCGCAGGCGACGGGACAAGCAGUUGGUUGGAAGAUGCAAGACGAAAUGGAAAUGAAACGGAGGACGAGACGCAACCACCGCUCACAGCCGAGGAAAGUCACUGGCUCGAAUUGGCCUUCAAGCACACACUUGCGCUGGUAGACUUCCAGAUGCUUCCGGAGUUCGCAAUAGGAUGUACUGAAGGUUCCUGCCCGCAUCGCCGCGGCGUCGGGGUGAUUGUUCCACCAGGAAACAUGGUUCUGUGUGCGCGAACGGUAGUGCCCCAGGCUCUGGCAACUGUGAAGCUGACUUUUACCGCUGGCCGCGACGAGCGGAACUCGGCUUCGGGGGCCAGUUCAGGAAAAACGGGGCCGAUGAAGAAAAUGGCAUCGCGACCGCAGGCUGCACCACGCGGAGGCAAGCUAGCUCGCAGCCGGAUCUGCGGUGGCAGGGGAGGCGGAAAGAACAAAGCAACCCGGAAAAUCGGUAAGGCACAACAAUUAGCUCCGGUAGGCGCGAAGGCAAAGCAGAACUUCAGUCGUGCGAAAGUUGGUCAGCCGCGGAAAAACAGCGGGCCGACCGCGGAGAAACCGCAACCGCCCAAAUUUGUAGCGGUCAAUGGAUGUGUAGUUUUCGUGCAUCCCACUCAAAACUUCACGCUCAUUCGUUUCGACCCGUUGUUGGUGGGCCCAGGACAUUGCAAGCCUGCGCUGUUUCAAAUCGGCGAGUGGUCGGAGACGCGGCUGGUAGAGGAGGUGACUGAGUACUACACGACGCUGCAUCAAAGAGGCAUCGCAAAUAGUAUCCAGGCGGCGUUGGAAAAUAGCAUGAGUACGCAAACAAGCCAAAGAGGUGCCAUCAAAAGCGCGGCCGGACCCGUUGUUUCAGCGACACCCGCCUCUUCCGAGACCAGUUCGAAAACGUGCUCCACUGGAAAGAAGCUGGGGAGCUCGAAGGCCGCGAGUUUCGAGGACUACCAACAUGUUGUUUCGCGGCCUCUCGAGCGAGCGUGGGACACGCCGGACGCGCGGCGGAUCUUAUUUCGCGACGACGUCGUCCUCGUGGGGCUUAAUGACAAGCUGCAGCCUAUUGUGACGCAAAGCGCGAAGUUUUCGUGCGAAGAGAGCAUUGCUGAGAGCCAGUACCAGCACCCUCCGCGAUGGGAAGCAAGUAACAUGACGGCUGCCCAACUGGAAAAUAUCGAUCAUGACAUUCUUGGUGGCGUACUGGUGUCGCUGUCGCAGUUCCGGCAGACUCUUAGGGCGUGCCGAACCGUGGCAAUGGAAGACCGGCUGCGCGCAGCGCUCCUUGUUGCGGCUCAGUUUCCCGCGGAAGCAAAAAAUCCGUUCCGUGGCGGGAAGCAACGAAGCGCCGCUGCCUCUAGCUUUCCCGGUGGCUCCCUAAUGGAAUCGGAGGUGUCCGCGGACCGUAGCGUUUUGCCGCCACCGAUGGUCUGCGCGAUGCUCGUCCCGGUUCCCGAACUAGACGAAGCGAAGGAGCUCGAUGCAGCGCCUCCGGAGGAUGGGGAGGACGCGGAGGAAAGCGAGGAAGGCAGUGGUGCCCGGAGCUUGUCCAAGACAGGAUUCCCAGAAGCUGUAGUGUGCAGUUGUCUUGCGAUACCGUGCGCCCAAUUCCAUAAUUGGAUUAUGGCCCCGACGACGGAAGAAGCUUCGGCAGCCGAUAGUUACAACGGUAGCUACACCUCCUCUCGGGGUUCGAAUGUACAACUAAGUGUUAGCAACCGGAAUGCUGCGAGCGGGUCAAAUCUUGGCAAACCGAUGUUGCGUCUAGCUGUGUCCUCGGCUGCCUCACCCGCUUUGCCGAUCGUCAGUUCUCCGUCAUUGGGCGAUGAUAAAGAUCGCAGUCCUUCUAUAGGUUCCACAACUGCGGGUCCCUCUAUGUCAGGUUCGAUCGUGUCGCUGUUAUCAGACACCGUUAGGUCUCCCGGCGAGUCGCCACGAGGCCCUGGCCUUACCGCGCAACAGCUCCAUGGAACGGGGGUGGGGUCUUUUCGCUUCGCACUGGGAACCCUUCGCAAUGAGCAAGCAGUUGCGGCAUGCGCUUUCGGCACGCGAUUUUGUGUCCCAGUGCUCGACGCUGGUCUGGCCACGUUUGAUCCAAAAGCCUUGGAGUCCUGGCCUUCUCGGUUGAAGCCACCGCAAGCCUUUCUUCGAAAAAUCGCAGGGCAAGGUGUCGCAGCACUGAAAGUCGCACGUGCCGGUACGGUGUCUCCGGCUUGUUCUCUUCCCGCAAAGAAGAAUUUCGGAGGGCCAACUACGUCUCAGGGGAACAGUCAGAGUGACAGCAAUUUUCCCGCAAGUCUCGCAGACUGCAACAGCCGUCGGCCAGCGCUCACAAAUUUCGGCACUCUUGCCGCGGCGUUGGAUUCAUGCAGUGAGAACAGUCGUGGGAAUAGCACAAGAGAUAGCACAGCCGACGCUCUAUCGCCCGCGCAGCGCACUGAUAUCCUCGCGAAACUGCGCGGCCGCAAUCUGCGCUGCGUGACGGAUAUUGAGCGUGCUCUGUGGACGACACGGCGCAAAACGCUGGAGCAGAAGGGGCUUGCGGUGCAGAUCUAUCGCAGGGGCGAGCCGCGGCGGGCCUGUCUUCUACCGCGGUUCCGCUUGUCUGAUGGCGGUCACCGAAUGGUCCUUUUUCAUGGUCUACUGGUGGUCGAUUUGCCUGCGUACGUUCCAGUGUCAGGGACGCAGCAGGGCUGUCUUUACAUUGUGCGCACCCGCGCCGGAUCGCCGGCGGACUGUGCGCUUGGCAAGGUCGGCGACAUGUUCCUCGCGCAGGUAAACGGCGUCACUACGCGCACGCUCGAUGACCUGCGCGUUGCCGCUUCGAUUUUCGCAUCGAGCGACACGGGAUCGCCCAGAUUGCAGCCGCAAAACUCUUUGCUUGAUAGUCGUGUUUCGCAGUUCGCCCAAAAACCAGAAGAUGCACCGUCCUCCAGCUUUUCGUUGCAAAAGAGAUCCCAGCAGAGGAAUUUUUCUGAAAGCUUCAUCAAGCCUGCGGCAGAAGAUUCUCAGUCACAACCGGUUGUUCGAUUUGCAGAUGACAGAAGCAAUUCCAAAUCCUACACCCUGGGUGCACGCGAGAAACGGUCCCAGGCCGUCGUGCGGCUGCUCUUGCGCGACAUGGACGGCAGGCAGAGAAUGGCGGUGGUACGUCGUGACCCGAUGUUUUGGCCCUGUCUCGAGUACUCGAUGACCGACAGCGGCUGCCCACAAAUAGAAGUGUGGGAAGAAACUUGCUAAAAGGCGAAUCAGUCGAAUAUAAAACAAAAAUUGCAACGAAGUAAUCAUUAUAGUUGAAAAGCACCAAGUUGCAAUUUUUGUUUUCCCCUUAACAUAGUAUGAGGCUGUGCUGCAAAUCUUGAUUGGCUUUUGCCCGUAAAACGGCGAAGGUUUAGGUCCAGCGACGCUCAAAGCACAAAAUAAAACAACCGGUUAGUUUUUACCUCUACAAAAUUAGGCUUAUCCCGUGCAACAUUAUAGUCGAAAAGCACCAAGUAAAACAACCGGUUAAUAGUUUUCCCUCUUCCUGUAAGCUUAUCCCUUCAUGCAAUUGAAAAGCACCAAGUCCAAGACAACCGCAGAACAUGAAGAUUACCCCAGAUGACGACGGGUGCAAAGGCGCACUGACCUGACGUGGCACUGCGACAGCCGCUUCGCCCUUUCUUCCUGAUAUCCCCUUUUUGCAUGCGAUACCUAGUGAAUAUCAGCAUAGAUGUGUAAAAAUUAACGUGAUUGAGUGUGUGUGUAGGUGUAGUACUUAUUUUGAUGGUUAGGUAUUGCAGAUGAUGAAACAUGUAUGAUAUUCGAAGCAUUAGCAUGUACAUUAUUGGUUGUCUUUUGACCUGAUUGUUAUUUCGUAGCUAUCAUGUUGCUCUAUUGAAAUGCGACUGAUAGAAAUCGACAGGAGAGGUAAAAUCUUCUCGAGUUGAACUGUUUUUGAGCGCACAGACUCUUCGUGACGCUGAUCCUUCGUAGAUAGCAACAUCAAUAGCAUGUCGAGUUACUCAUCUGUAGUACGUUCUUUAGUGUUGAGCCAUCCGUAGAAUAACGGUUCUCUUAACAAGGUUGUCGCGGGCAUAGAGAAUAUUUGUCCUAGUCCUAGAGUAAAAAAUGUAGACUCGAUAGCCGCGUGUCGCGGUGGGCGCUAUUGGGUUACUUUGACGCGACUCCGUGGCUUCAUAGAGAAAGGAAUCUGCUAGUUGCGCAUUCCAAAACGUAGGUUCAAUAAUACUCUAUGUGUCCAUGUUUUCUUCACACAACGAACCGCUCGCUCUCUUCGCACUUGGGCAUUUUUACGGUAUGCAGUUGUCGCACACCUGUGUUAGCAUCUUAGGGAGAAGGAU
This is a messenger RNA of Amoebophrya sp. A25, 7851 nucleotides long. Lineage: Eukaryota; Dinophyceae; Syndiniales; Amoebophryaceae. The record is from the annotation of a GenBank genome assembly.